Messenger RNA from Lodderomyces elongisporus, 2394 nucleotides. It is a transcript of the gene HOS3, whose product is annotated as histone deacetylase. The transcript has a single exon. Gene Ontology annotation, molecular function: histone deacetylase activity. The record is from RefSeq and is a predicted model, not a curated record. Gene Ontology annotation, cellular component: nucleus. Lineage: Eukaryota; Fungi; Ascomycota; Pichiomycetes; Serinales; Debaryomycetaceae. Bases 1 to 2394 code for a protein of 797 amino acids.
AUGUCACGACAGAGACAACAUAGCAAUAAUCCCUAUGACACUGACAGCGAGGAGGAAUCCUUGAUUGAAGCAUUUGAAACCACACUCAGCAUCAGACCCAGUACCACGGAUUAUGAAGACGAUAUCUCCAUUGACCAUACAGUAUUACCUAAUACUACGAUCAACUAUACACACGACCUUUCCAGCAUCGUAGAUAUCGAAGAACUCGAAGAGAAUGAGCAGAUCUCGGAGCAGAUUCCAAAAUUCAAAACUAAUAGACGAUAUAGUCUCUUACCUCGAUUGACAGCAUACAAAAAGACUGGAUCUCCUGGCCUUGAGGAGUAUUACAAUCAACAAAAACUUGACCCCAAGUUUGAUGAAAUUUUAAAACCCAACCCGCUAUUGGAUGAAAAGUUGAUCAAAUACCAUCAUACUUUUAGUGACUUUAUUGCAUCAAAUCCACACAUCAAUACAGAAUCGCCACGAUUUAGCUUGGAAUCGGAGAAAACGUUGAUCAUAUUAUCGCCAUACUCACCUGAACAUGCAUUUGGCAGGAAAUGGGUUACCAAGACGUAUUUGUCCACAAUUUUCGAGCGUCCUCAACGAUUAUUAGCAAGUUGUAUUGGUGUUGCUUCAGCAAUCACAAUGUACCCUUUCUAUUACAAACUUAUCAACUCGACUAAACGGUCAUCAAUUUUUUCUUCACAUGUUAGGAAAAUUCAUGGACGCAACUGGCCCAAGAAACUUUUUGAAUUGUGUUUGGAAAGCCAUGACAAAUUGGAAAACGACGAGUUGGAAGUGCCCAAGGAUUGGAACACUGGUGACAUUUACUUAACUCCAAAGACAAUAAACGCAAUUGAAGGUGUUAUUGGAACGAUCGAAACUGCAGUAGAUCAACUAUUUAAGCAAUCUACAACGUCGUCAGCGGCAUCAGCAUCGGCAUCGGCAUCGGGAUUGGCAACGGCAACGGCAACAUCAACAUCAACAGCAAUGGCGGCAGAACCCUUGUCUUCUAAAAGCACCACCUCCACCACCGCCGCCAACAACAACAAUAAUAUAGGUUUGAAUGGAGGAUCAAGCAAAAAGAAACCCAACCACAAUUUGGCAUUUGUUGUGAUUCGUCCACCGGGACACCAUAGCCACGCCUGUUUACCUAGUGGAUUUUGUCUUUUGAACAAUGUCCAAAUUGGGAUAGAAUAUGCAUUUGAAACGUAUGGUGUGACUCACUGUGCAAUAUUGGAUAUUGAUCUACACCACGGUGAUGGAUCACAGGAUAUAUGUUGGGAAAGAGGUGGGUUCACAGGUGAUUAUGGGCAACAAGAUGAGGAUGAGAUUGUGGACCCUAGUCUAAACCCACGAGACGAUUAUGGCAAGAGGUUUGCAACGUAUCCAAAAGUUGGCUAUUUCUCAUUGCAUGAUAUCAAGUCCUACCCUACGGAGCUUGGUUUCGCAACCAAGGAGAACAUCAAAAAUGCAUCAACUUGUAUAAUGGAUCAUGACUUGAAUAUCUGGAAUGUCCACUUACAGUCAUGGGCCAGUGAAGAUGAGUUUUACAAGCAUUAUCUGACGAAAUACGUUGCCAUUCUUAAUAGGGCAAACCAGUUCUUGAAUAACUCAAAGAAACAAUAUGAAGAAGAGUACCAGGAAUACCUCGUGCAACUUGCCAAAUACAACAAGAUGCUUACUAAACCAAAGCACUUGUUGUCUAAUAAUGACUUGAAGCUUCAAAAGCCUACGCCUCCGCCUCCAUACAAGCCACUAAUUAUAAUUUCUGCUGGGUUUGAUGCUUCUGAAUACGAGAAUCCACAAAUGCAAAGACAUGGGAUCAAUGUGCCCACCUCCUUUUAUGCCAACUUUACACGUGAUGUGGUCAAACUAGCCAAACUACAAACUGGUGGUAAAGUUAUAUCAUUUCUUGAGGGUGGUUAUUCUGAUGGUGCAUUAUCCACCGGAAUUUUUUCGCAUCUCAUUGGGUUAAAUAAUGAUGACGACUUGGCUUGGAAUCAUUCGUGGGGUUCAGAACAGGUUGUCAAGGAGUUGUGUAAAGGAUGCAAGAAGAAUUGGACCCCGUAUAAGCAUCCAAAAACAGAUAUCACAAUCUGGGCUAACGAGGUGAUCAAGUUGGGCAGAUCGAUGAUGCCUAAUGCCAUAUUACCGGCAAAUUACAUUUAUAGAGAUGCAUCAAAAGAUAAUGGUGGAACUGGUGGAGUUGGCGGAGACACAAAGCCAGUGAAUAGAAUGGUGAAAGGGUUGAUGGAUGCAAGAGGAAGCAUGGGGAUUAUUGAGAGUCCCAAACUAAAGAGGGAGAAGCAAGAGACUGGUUUUGGUGGAAGUGGUGGUGGAGUAGAUGGAGGGUCGAGUGUAGCAGGAAAUGUCAGACAUACGAGAUCCUACUACAAGCGUGUUGGUGGUUGA